UCCACUAGUCAAAUGUCAUUUCUCGCGACAUCACAUGACACGUGACCUAGGGCUCCAACGUAGUACUCGCAAAAAGACGAAGAAAAUCGCAAACUUGACUUCUGCUACCUGCUGAAAUAAUGCUUCGUCGUUGAAAGAUGUUGCGAGCAUUUCAGGCACAUUUCCUAUUUCUGCGCAAGUUGAGCCUCGUAAUCGGAAUCUUACUACUGUGCAGUGUAUCGCGACAUGUGUCGCACGGGAUAGAAACGACUAACCUUAAAAACGAGAAUAUCAUCAUCAGUAACAAGACCGCGUUUGCAGUGACGAACAGCCCGGGUGUCUUGUCAAACGUCACGUCAAACGUCAAAAAUGUCUCGACAGAAUCGUCCAGCACAGCGCGCCCGGCGAACAGUACAAAUGUCACCGAUAGUCGCAACCCUAGUUCGACCUCCACCGUGAAGUCUCCUCCUGUCACAUCUAUAAAUACGCCUGUACAGACAGACGACAAUAAUGUCAUCGGCGACCGGACGACGGAGAGGAUCGGUACCGAGUCGCCGGGUCCAGUCAAUGAUAAGAAUGCAACUGACAUCUCCAUACCAUCGCAAAGUCCAGAUGUUGUCAACACAACGAACACUAGCACGACCACUGUGGCUCCUGCAGAACCGGUUCUUCCUGACAAAGGUUCCGCCGAGGAGGAGCACAACAGCUCGAUGUCCAUCUUCUUCGUGUUGUGUGUCUUGGCGCUGGGAAUAUUGUUGAUACAUCUGAUGCUGCAGACCAAUUUCCAGUAUCUUCCCGAAUCGGUGGUGAUUGUCUUCUUGGGAGCUGCAAUUGGCAUGAUAAUCAAUCUCAUGUCGCACCAGAAUAUAGCCAACUGGAGGAAGGAAGAGGCCUUCUCGCCGACUGCGUUCUUUCUGGUUCUACUUCCACCCAUUAUAUUCGAAUCGGGGUACAAUCUGCAUAAGGGAAAUUUUUUUCAAAACAUUGGCAGUAUUCUAGUAUUUGCCAUUUUUGGAACGGCUAUCUCCGCGUUCGUCAUCGGCGCUGGGAUAUAUUUGUUGGGUCUGGCGCAAGUAGCAUACAAGCUCAGCUUCGUCGAGAGUUUUGCAUUUGGAUCACUGAUAUCUGCUGUGGAUCCUGUCGCCACGGUUGCAAUUUUUCAUGCUCUUGAUGUAGAUCCAGUUUUGAACAUGUUGGUCUUUGGAGAAUCGAUUCUGAACGACGCUAUUUCCAUUGUACUGACGACUUCUGUCUUGGAGUCCAAUAAUGCGACGACGACCAGCGAAGCUAUAAUACUUUGCCUGAAUCGAUUUUGCCUCAUGUUCUUCGCAUCAGCUGGAAUCGGAGUUGUUUUCGCUUUAAUAAGUGCAUUAUUGUUAAAACAUGUAGAUCUUAGGAAGAAUCCGUCUUUGGAGUUUGGCAUAAUGUUAGUGUUCACAUAUGCCCCGUACGUUUUAGCAGAAGGCAUACAAUUGUCAGGAAUUAUGGCAAUUCUGUUUAAUGGAAUAGUCAUGUCACAUUAUACACAUUUUAACUUGUCAACUGUUACGCAGAUUACAAUGCAGCAAACAAUGCGAACACUAGCCUUUAUAGCUGAAACUUGUGUUUUUGCAUACUUGGGAUUAGCGUUGUUUAGUUUUAGACACAGGUUUGAACCAGCAUUAGUUGUUUGGUCCUUAAUCUUGUGUCUGAUUGGAAGAGCUGCCAACAUCUUUCCAUUGGCCUUACUUGUUAAUCGUUUCCGCGAGCAUCAAAUUACAAGGAAAAUGAUGUUCAUCAUGUGGUUUAGUGGUCUGCGAGGUGCUAUAUCAUAUGCAUUAUCGCUUCAUUUAGAUUUCAGUGAUGAAACACGCCAUGUUAUUAUAACUACGACACUCAUAAUCGUAUUGUUUACGACGUUAAUAUUCGGCGGUUCUACUAUGCCUCUAUUGAAAUUCUUGAGGGCCGAAAAGAAACAGAAAAGCAAUAGCAGAAGAAAGAAGAAAGAUAAGGAAGUUUCAUUGAGCAAAACCAGAGAAUGGGGACAAACUAUAGACUCCGAACACUUGUCGGAACUCACAGAGGAAGAAAUGGAAGUAUCUUUUCUACAAUCACGGAUUCGUGGCUUUGCAAGAUGGGAUCUGAAAUUUUUCAUUCCGUUCUUCACAAGGCGAUUUACGCAACAAGAGUUGAAAGACUGCAAGUCGCAAAUGACAGACUUGACGAAUCAAUGGUACCAAGCUAUCAGAAUCAGUCCAAUAGAAUCGGAUGACGAGGCCACUACGGCAUCGACCGCCCAAUUGAACCUGAAUAUUACUAAAACGGCCAAAGAGCAACCACAUGGAAAGGAGAAGAACGGGCGUCCUAGGCACGGGUCUAUAUUAAAACUGAGGAGGAUUGGUCUGAUUAAAGUCCAUCUUGUUCCCAUUAAUGUUAUGGAUUAUGUUUACUUGUAUUAAUUUUGUUUUAUUAUAU
Nylanderia fulva is the source of this 2433-nucleotide messenger RNA. It is a transcript of the gene Nhe1, whose product is annotated as Na[+]/H[+] hydrogen exchanger 1. The record is from RefSeq and is a predicted model, not a curated record. Gene Ontology annotation, biological process: proton transmembrane transport; sodium ion transport; potassium ion transmembrane transport. Gene Ontology annotation, cellular component: membrane. Lineage: Eukaryota; Metazoa; Arthropoda; Insecta; Hymenoptera; Formicidae. Gene Ontology annotation, molecular function: potassium:proton antiporter activity; sodium:proton antiporter activity.